This is a messenger RNA of Tribolium madens (black flour beetle), 2280 nucleotides long. Its product is annotated as exocyst complex component 8. The transcript is spliced from 9 exons. Gene Ontology annotation, cellular component: exocyst. The coding region runs from base 126 to 2228 and encodes 700 amino acids. The record is from RefSeq and is a predicted model, not a curated record. NCBI's taxonomy places the organism in Eukaryota, Metazoa, Arthropoda, Insecta, Coleoptera, Tenebrionidae. Gene Ontology annotation, biological process: exocytosis; Golgi to plasma membrane transport; intracellular protein localization.
CACUGACAAAUUGCUUGCCAGCUUGCCACAAAUUGAGGUUAUGCGAAAUGGAACCGCCUCUCUUCUGGUGUCAAAAAAUCUCUCUCAAAUAAAUAAUUAAGAGAUUUUGAUAAUUUCUUCACACAAUGGAACCCACAAGAGAACCGACUUUAAGUUUGUUCAGCUCGAGAGAGUUUGAUCCUGGAAAAUAUGUUAGAGAAUUAUCUCAAAGUUGUGUUGGGGGGCCCGAAUUGCGUCGUCUUAGAAAAAGAAUUCAAACACUGUCUGAAGACACUAACAACAAUUUGAAGAAAAAUGUGUACCGCAAUUAUACGCAGUUCAUUGACACUGCUAAAGAGAUAUCACAUUUGGAGAGUGAAAUGUACCAAUUAUCACACCUUUUGUCAGAACAAAAAUCCCUGUUGGGUGCCUUAUCAACAACUUCAAUUUUGGGAGAGGAAACUCCACUUAUCACGGAAAUGGAAAAUAAGGACAAUCCUAAAGAUCAGGGUGACGAAAAUAGACAGAAAUUAGCUUCAAUUUUAGAAAAAGUUGAAGGUUGUAAGGAAUUGUUAGAAGUCCCUGGGAGGACUUACCUACAUGAAGGCGAUCUUUUGGAAGUUGAUCCUCUCGAUAAUCACAUAAUUAAAACAAUCCACGCUUAUUUAUUUACAGACGGUUUUAUGACAACUUACAGAAAUAAUAAUAGCAGGGGCUUAAUGAAAUAUGUUUUUGAAGUUAUGUACGAAUUAGGUAGUUUGGCUGUAGUGAAUGUGCGAGAAAUUGGAAAUAACAAACACCAAUUUAAAUUGCUGAUUUUUCCCGACACUCGUGUAUUCCAAUGCACUUCCAGCUCAAAUAAGAAAGAAUGGUUGGAKAAACUCGACCAGGCCAAAAAAGCCCGUCUUACACAAGACCAACAAAAGCGCGAAUCAAUUGUAGAAAAAUCUCCAUCUCGGUCCGCCUCCAUCGAUUCUCCUAGCUUCAACCCUUUUGAGGAAAUUGAGGACGAACUUGGAACGAUACACCCUGACUGGUUCUUGGAAAUCCCCGAAGAAUUAGACGUAUGCGUCGCUCAGAGACAUUUUGAGGAUGCUCUGACCUUCCUUCAAAAAUCCAAAGACUAUAUCACGCAAUUCGUCACCACCAGCGGCCAGCCGGAUCACGUGAUCCUUGACAUACAAUUAAAAGUCGAACAGCGGCGUAACCACUUAACGGAAGUACUAAUGAAAGAACUCGAAGUUAAUCCAGAUAAGUCCCAGCAAGGGGGCCUACGGGCUGCCCGCCGCGCUGUGAGACUCCUCAACCAGUUGGGGCGUUCGACGGCGGCUUGUAACUUAUUCCUGAAGUUGUGCAGUAACAUGCUCAAAACACAGUGUAAAAGGGUGAAACGCGAAUGUUCCACGAUUAUGUACGUGAGGCACUUGUCAAGUGUCGUUUUUACGAAUAUGUGUCACAUGACUGAAGAAUUCUUGAGGGCUUUUCCCAGCUCAUCGAGCUGUUCAUCAGCAUACGUGGUGUGGGCUAGUAACGAACUGUCCCUGUUUACGACUCAUUUUAUAAAACAAGUUUUCAUGCCCCAAACUUCGCUUUCUACUUUAACGGAAUGUGUGGUAUUGGCCCGAUCACAGUGUGAAAGAUUAUGUUCUUUUGGCGUUGAUUUGUGUUACCAGUUAGAUGGCGCUUUGCGCACCCCUCUAAUGCAGGCUUUAAAAGACGCUCGUGAUAAGUCUAUAGAAGUAGCAAAACUUCGUGCUCUUGAAGAUAAAUGGAUCCCUAUGAAUCUUCGAACAAAGACAGGUCUCGCUCGAUUUUUGCAGGAAUAUUCCGAAAUGGGGCUCAAAGUGGACAAUUACGUCACUGGAGACACUUGGAUCCAACUUACAAACAAUACACUGGUUUUUACCAAACUAUUUUUAAUUCUUCUUAAUGACUGUUUACGACUUGAAACAACCGAAUUGCUUUAUACAAUAAACGACGUUCUUUAUGACGUUUUUGAGGCCCAAGUGCGGCACAUUGAAGCCUCCUUGCGUAAUGAAAGUCAAUUAGAGCAAAGGAAAUUCAUUACAAAAAAUGCCGAAUUUCUCUUAAGUACCGUUCAAGAACUGUGUCAGAAAAAGUACAAAGAAGCGAUUGGUUUUGAAUGUGCGUCACUACAAAAGCUACAAAAGGAAUACUCAGCUUUGACAAAAGGAGUCUCACCUACGAGUAGGAACACAAAAACAAAAUAUUCAUCAGAGUUUUUAUAAUGUGGUCUUAAAUGUUACAAUAAAUAUUGCCUAAUAAAUAAAAUUAACUAUU